GCAGCCUUGCCGUGCCGGCAGCUGAGGCUACGGCUCCGCGGUGCUGCCACUUUCCUUUUUGGCGCUGCGGGCCGCAGGCCAGGGCCAUGUCCCGAAAGCAGACGACGAGGAGCCGGCCGGGCAGCGGUAGCCGUAAAGCUGAGACUGAGCGUAAGCGGGACGAGCGGGCGGCGCGCCGGGCCUUGGCCAAGGAGCGGCGGAACCGACCGGAGCCCGGCGGCAGCAGCAGCGGCGGCGGCGGCGAGGAGGAGUUCGUUAGCUUCGCCAACCAGCUGCAGGCCCUGGGGCUGAAGCUGCGGGAGGUGCCGGGGGACGGUAACUGCUUAUUUAGAGCUCUUGGUGACCAACUGGAGGGACACUCACGAAAUCAUCUCAAGCACCGACAGGAGACAGUGGACUACAUGAUAAAGCAGCGGGAAGAUUUUGAACCCUUUGUAGAAGAUGAUGUCCCCUUCGACAAGCAUGUGGCCAGCUUGGCAAAGCCUGGUACUUUUGCUGGCAAUGAUGCAAUUGUAGCCUUUGCAAGAAAUCAUCAGUUGAAUGUGGUGAUUCAUCAACUUAAUGCCCCUUUGUGGCAGAUUCGGGGUACAGACAAAAGCAGUGUGAGGGAGUUACACAUUGCCUAUCGGUAUGGAGAGCACUAUGACAGUGUCCGGAGGAUCAAUGACAACUCAGAAGCACCUGCUCAUCUCCAGACUGAUUUUCAGAUGCUUUAUCAAGGUGAAUCAAAUAAAAGAGAAAAGAUCAAGACCAAAGGAGUUGACUUUGAAGACAACCUGGGGGAUGGAGUAGAGGACGCAGUCCAGAAAGUUUGCAGUGCAACUGGAUGUUCAGAUUUUAAUUUAAUAGUCCAGAAGCUGGAAGCUGAAAAUUACAAUAUUGAAUCUGCCAUAAUUGCCAUGCUUCAGAUGGACCAGGGGAAAAGAAACAAUGCAGAGGAGAACGUUGAGUCCAGUGGCCAAGUGCUGAAGCAGAGUGGCCCUUUAUGGGAGGAGGGUGGCAGUGGAGCCAAAGUCUUUGGAAAUCAGAGCUUAAAUGAAGUGGGGACUGGAAACAGUAAGGUGCAACCCAGCCCAAGUGAAGAAAACAAAGCAAAUAAAAGCCAACUCCCAAAGGUCACAAACAAGCAGCGGAGGGAGCAGCAGCGGAUGGAGAAGAAGAAACGACAGGAGGAGAGGCACCGCCACAAAGCCCUAGAGGGCAGGAGUAGCCACAGGGACAAUAACAGAAACGAAGCAGAUGUGAACACGCAGGUCACCUUGGUGAAGACCUUUGCUGCUCUCAACAUCUGACUCUGGCCUCCUGGGAGCUGUAAGAAGUGGAUGGAAAAUGAGUGCUAUAUAUGAGCCAGGCUUCCAGUGAUGGAAUGAGACACAACCCACAAGACCCACACAUGCACUUACACACUGAGUUAGUUUCUUUAAGCUGCGUCUUUCUGUUCAAAGUUUUGUCAGUGCUGUGUUUUGUUUUAUGAAAGUGCAGUGAAGCCUCUCAUAUUCCCUAAUACAGACUUAAAAACUGAGUUUUAGGGGUGGAUCAUUAGGUCAGGAAAAGCCUUUUGAAUGUGACUUUGUUUUCCCUGAAAAUUGGAGUUCAGUGACUCUGGGGUCUUCCCUUAACACUAGGGUGAGUUGCUGUAAUUGUUCAUGAAGUAGUUUAGAGUAAUUGUUAGAAAUUUAGAGAGACAAAUUUCCUUAGUUUCUUUUCAUUUUCAAGCAAAUGUUAAUGUAUAGAGUAGUUUAUAAAUAAUCUAACUCAGGAACAUGUUUAGGUUUAAUUUUUUUCUUAUUCAAGUUACUCAGAAAAUAAUUCAGGAAGUGAUUUCCCAAAGUAAUGUGAUACAAAGGGUGACCUGCAACUGUCAGGGUGGAAGUUAAACAGCUAUGUCUUCUUCCUUCCUGUUUUGAUGCCAUUUCAGAUGGUGCAGGUGCUGUGGGCUCAUCCCUGUUCAAGCCAUGUGACAGGCACCUGGCUCUUGGUGAGCUGGGCUUGCUGGGAAGUCUACAGUGGUGUUUAGUGUGGAUAUUUGCUUCUUGAGAGUUAGGAAGGGAGAAGUCAGGGGACCUCCUGUUUUUGUCUACGAAGAGUCUAAAGAAUGAUUUGCUUUUAUAGGAGGAGAAGUCUGGAAGAAUAUCUAAAGUUCUUCAUGUUCACACUUUAAGUAAUUAUGUUUUCUUCCCUGCUAUCAUAGACUUAGAUGUCUUCAGAGAAAUACAUGGUAAUUUAACCUUAUAGGUUGCUAAGUUUUUAGUAUCGUAGAAAUGAAAUUCCAUAGAAUACAUCUUUUAUUUAAGUCCCGUUUGCAAUUUCAGCAUUGGGAAAACUGCAUUGCCUCCAGAGAUGGUCAGUCAGCAGGGAAGAGGGCCAGGGGAUGUUGGUGAUCAUAGCUCCAAAACACUCAAGCAGUGGGCAGAUGCUGUUCCCCAAACUGAAGUAGGCAGCAUUAAAACUGCCAUGUGUGAGAUGGCCAGUCUUGGAUAUCAUAUUUACCUUUCAGAAACCUGCUGUUUGGGCAAUUAAUAUGUGCUGGGUCAAAGGUACAUUAUUUGUUGUCUCCCUGCCCCUCAAAUUUCAAAAUUAUAAGAACUUGCCCAGAGGCAAAGGGCAAGUUAUAAGAAAGUUUUGACAUGUAUAAACAUGCCAUUGUCUGGGCGGUCCCUGAUUCAUUCACUUGUCUUUAUCAGCA
This is a messenger RNA of Castor canadensis (American beaver), 2686 nucleotides long. It is a transcript of the gene Otud3, whose product is annotated as OTU deubiquitinase 3. The record is from RefSeq and is a predicted model, not a curated record. Gene Ontology annotation, biological process: protein K27-linked deubiquitination; protein K11-linked deubiquitination; protein K48-linked deubiquitination. Lineage: Eukaryota; Metazoa; Chordata; Mammalia; Rodentia; Castoridae. Gene Ontology annotation, molecular function: cysteine-type deubiquitinase activity.